Dicentrarchus labrax (European seabass) is the source of this 1281-nucleotide messenger RNA. RefSeq names its product HIV-1 Tat interactive protein 2 (gene htatip2). Gene Ontology annotation, biological process: import into nucleus. Bases 67 to 906 code for a protein of 279 amino acids. The record is from RefSeq and is a predicted model, not a curated record. The transcript has 7 exons. Gene Ontology annotation, cellular component: cytoplasm. NCBI's taxonomy places the organism in Eukaryota, Metazoa, Chordata, Actinopteri, Moronidae.
ACAGCGCCGUCUGUAAACAUGAAGCAACCAGGAAGUGUCCCAGCAAUGUAAUCGUUGCUCCUGGCAAUGUCUCUUGUGAAACUACCGGACACCACCCUGGGGAAAGCGACCUGGCUCUUAAGCGUCCUAGUUGUUGUCAUUGCGGUGGUUUUGCGUUAUUUCGACGACCCUGAUCCGGUUAAAUACACCAGCAUGGCUGAGGACAUGAAGACCCUGGAGGAAAACUUCAGGCAGCAGAAUAAAAGCUGUUUCAUCCUGGGAGCCUCUGGGGAAACGGGCAGGCUGUUGCUUCGAGAGCUGCUGGAGCGCAACAUCUUCUCCAAGGUUACUCUCAUCGGAAGGAGACAGCUCACCUUCGAGGACAAAGCAUAUGAAAACCUGGUUCAAGAGGUGGUGGACUUUGAGAAGCUUGAUGAUUAUGCUGCUGCCUUCCAGGGCCAUGAUGUUGGCUACUGCUGCCUGGGUACAACCAGAGCUAAAGCAGGGGCUGACGGAUUCGUCCGUGUUGAUCAUGACUAUGUUCUAAAAUCAGCGGAGCUCGCCAAGUCAGGAGGCUGCACGCAGUUCCACCUGGAGUCCUCCAGAGGAGCCGACAAAAACAGCAACUUCCUCUACCUCAAAGUCAAAGGACAAGUGGAAGCAGAUAUUGAGGCGCUGGGUUUUGACAGAUAUGCCAUUUACAGACCAGGGGUUUUGUUGGUCGACAGGCAAGAGAGUCGGCCCAGCGAGUGGCUGGCCAGGAAAUUCUUCGGUGCCUUGUCAACAGUGUGUACAACGUCCAUGUCCAUCCCACUCCCAGUGCUGACAAAAGCGAUGGUGUCAAACACUCUGCUUCAACCUGAGCAGAAGACGGAGAUCCUGGAGAACAAAGCCAUCGCCAGUCUAGGGAUGAGUGCGGGGAAAUAAACGUAGAGAGAGACGACUACAUGCUGCAAAUACUAAUCAAGUCAUCAUCAUGUCAAAGGGUUUUCACAUAAAACACAGAGAACCCAGGGGUGUUACACAUAGUUGAAUGUGGUGGAUCUGUUAGACUCUUUCUGGAGAAAACAACAUAUGAAGCUAACAGAAUAUUUAAUCUUGAAAUUGUAUUUGGGUUUUUUUUUUUUGGUCUUGAAUGAUAUUGUAAUAUUUUCAUCAGCGAACUGUUGCCAGGCUUUUUGAUGUACACCAACCAAUGCACUGAACAACUGCCUUAAUGUUGUUUUAAAAGUUUAAUCUACACGAGAUUAAAAUAUCUUUUUCGCUUUAACAUGUUGUCAUUAAAUUAUUAUAAAUAUUUAA